Messenger RNA from Ylistrum balloti, 551 nucleotides. Its product is annotated as cytochrome c oxidase subunit 6A1, mitochondrial-like. The transcript has 3 exons. Gene Ontology annotation, biological process: mitochondrial electron transport, cytochrome c to oxygen. Gene Ontology annotation, cellular component: mitochondrial inner membrane. The record is from RefSeq and is a predicted model, not a curated record. Gene Ontology annotation, molecular function: enzyme regulator activity. NCBI's taxonomy places the organism in Eukaryota, Metazoa, Mollusca, Bivalvia, Pectinida, Pectinidae. The coding region runs from base 16 to 399 and encodes 127 amino acids.
CCUUCGAGAACAAAAAUGGCGCUGUCGAGAGUUGGUCUGAUGCGGCAGGUUCUAAAAAAUGCUGUCAAAAGACCAGCGAACCAGCCAAAAAGGGAUUGUGGCUACAUUUAUAGACCAACAGAGAGUGUAAAAGAAGGAGCUCACGAAUAUUACAUCCCAGAAUAUAAAGCGGUGAUUGAGAAAGAAUACAAGACAUCACUCAAGGUAUCCAUCCCACUUCUGAUCACAGGAAUGGUUCUAACCAUACUGACUGAGGAACACUCUGAAGAGCGUCCUGAGUACCUCCCUUAUGAUUACAUGUACAUAAGGAAAAAUCCAUUCCCCUGGGGAGAUGGAAACCAUUCAUUGUUCCAUUGUGAUGACAGUAACCCUAUGCCUGAUGGAUGGCCUGAAAAAUAAGCCAUUUUCAGCACUAGACAAAACUUUUUUCGAUAGAAAAACUUUUAAGACAGUGUUUGUAACUAAGGAAUGCCAUGGUCAAUCUGGCUGAAGCAUUUUAAACUUAAAAUAUGGAACUUUUGUUUUGUGAUUAAAUAAACUUAUUUGUUAAA